Molecule: messenger RNA, 1370 nt
Organism: Parus major (Great Tit)
Lineage: Eukaryota; Metazoa; Chordata; Aves; Passeriformes; Paridae
Product: protein phosphatase 1 regulatory subunit 3C-B-like
Exons: 1
Biological process (GO): regulation of glycogen biosynthetic process
Cellular component (GO): protein phosphatase type 1 complex
Molecular function (GO): glycogen binding; protein phosphatase 1 binding
Source: RefSeq, a predicted model, not a curated record
CCUGACCCCCUCUUCGCCUCUAGGCUUUUCCAGGUGUGCAGCGGGCGGGCUGCCGCCCCCCCAGCCGUGCCCGUGGACCUGGCCGUGCGGCUGUGCCUGAGCCAUUCGCCCCCCAUCCGCAAGCUGCUGAACUCCUACGAGGAGCUGCGGGGCAACCGAGGCCGCAAACCCCUCCGAUCCUGCCUCAACCAGAAGCUGAGCGCAGAAGCUGAGCCAGAGCGGCGAGACAGUACCAAGAGCUCCAAGAGCCAGAAAAAGAAGCAGGUCGUGUUUGCUGAUAUGAAGGGGCUCUCACUGACGGCUGUCCGCUUCUUCUCGAAGAUCGAGGAAGAUCUCUGUGAUUUGCAGCAUGCCCUGUCAGACCUCGCCUGUUUCCGACCUAGGCUGUGGGACUUAGGCCCGGAAGCGUGCAGGUAUGUGCUGGACUUCCCACAGCCGUCUGCAAACUAUGUGGCUUUCCGCAACAGCCUGCACAGCAACUUGGUCUGCCUGGAGAGCUGUCUGAUCCAGGACCGUGCUCUGUCAGGGACAGUGAAGGUUAGAAACAUCGAGUUUGAGAAGAAAGUGAUGGUCCGCAUCACCUUUGAUGGCUGGAAGAGCUUCCAGGAUAUCUCUUGCCAGUACAUGCACAGCACAUAUGGCUCAACUGACACAGACAUCUUCUCUUUUGAGCUUACCCUGCCCAAGCCAUCCAUCUCCCAUAGGGGCACAGAGUUCUGCAUCUCCUUCCAGUGUGGACAAAAGACCCACUGGGACAACAACCAUGGGAAGAACUAUAAGAUCUGCCAUGUGGGCAUGAUCCGCCCUGCCUCCUGUGCUGUGAAGAGUGCCAGCAGGGCCUGGGAGCAUCUUGGCACCUCUAGGGCUGCUGCUCUAGUCCUUUCUCGCCUGCAGACCUGGCGGCAUUCAGAGACCCGAGCUCCUUAUUGGUAGGACGGCAGUAUGGGGAGAGAUGUCCCCUCCCUCUCCUGACUGGUACAUGGGUUUUUGGGGAGGGGUCAGCUGCAGAAGAUGCUGCUCACGGUUUUGGUAGCUCUAUGAGCAGUUGCCAGUCUCUGCAGAAGCUUCUUCACUUCUUGCUGCUGCUACAGAGGCUGGAAGCUGCUGCCUGAAGUAACUCCUGCUUGUAGGUUCUCAGGGCAACACGAGACAAGGGAGGGGCUGUGGGCUGGGGCCCGCGGCCGGUGCUGCCCAAGUGCCUUGUGUGGAGGGGGCGUGAUCCUGCCGCCGCCGGCGCCUCCCGCUGCAGGCGCUCUCCAAACCGCGGGCCCGAGAAGGGCUCGCCGCGGGUUACUGGGCCAGGAGCAGCGGCGUGCCUGUGGUCGUUGGUGCUGUAGCGGGGAAGUGAAUAAAGUGACAGCUCUUCGCGA